AUGGAAGGUGAAAGGCUGUUCGAGGUCGAGGAGUUCUCGGUUGGGUAUUACGGUCUCUGUACAGCUGGAGGAAUGCUCAGCGCUGGCAUUACUCAUCUCGCCAUUACUCCUCUCGAUGUCUUGAAGGUUAACAUGCAGGUGGACCCUCUCAAAUACCGAGGCAUUUCAUCAGGGCUUAUAACACUAUGGAGAGAGCAAGGCCAUUCUGCUCUCUGGAGAGGUUGGUCAGGGAAACUAUUCGGAUAUGGAGUUCAAGGAGGAUUUAAAUUUGGUCUUUAUGAAUACUUUAAAAGGUCCUAUUCUGAAUUGUUAGUUGAUCAACGUAGGAGUGUUAUAUUCUUCCUCAGCGGUGCUUCAGCUCAAGUAUUUGCUGAUGUGGCCCUCUGUCCCUUUGAAGCUGUCAAAGUUCAGGUCCAAACUCAGCCUCAUUUUGCCAGGGGAUUAACUGAUGGAUUUCGCAAAUUGUAUGUGAAUGAAGGCCUUUCAGGCUUUUACAAGGGACUCUUUCCACUUUGGGGGCGUAAUCUUCCAUUUUCCAUGAUCAUGUUUUCGACAUUUGAGCACUCAGUAGAUCUGAUGUACCGGAAGGUCAUACAGAGAAGGAAGGAAGAUUGCUCAAGAGCCGAGCAACUCGGUGUGACAUGCUUAUCAGGCUAUGCUGCUGGAUCUGUUGGUACUGUAAUAUCUAAUCCCGCUGAUAAUAUUGUCUCAUUUCUUUACAACAGAAAGGCUGAGACAGUUAGACAGGCUAUUAAAGAGAUUGGACUUGUUAAUUUGUUUACGAGAAGUCUUCCUGUUCGAAUCACAAUUGUGGGCCCUGUUGUGACUCUGCAAUGGUUUCUCUAUGACACAAUUAAAGUGUUAACUGGACUGCCAACAAGUGGGGGCUUACCCGACAUGAGAAGGAUCCUAACUUACUCAGACAAUAAAUAACGGCUCCCUCAGAAAGAGUCAUGUGAAGUGUGGUGGCCUCAAUCACCUUCCUUGGCUUGUUCAGUUGUCUCCUUGUCAGCAGUUA
This is a messenger RNA of Solanum verrucosum, 1018 nucleotides long. RefSeq names its product mitochondrial phosphate carrier protein 1, mitochondrial-like. NCBI's taxonomy places the organism in Eukaryota, Viridiplantae, Streptophyta, Magnoliopsida, Solanales, Solanaceae. Bases 1 to 933 code for a protein of 310 amino acids. The transcript is spliced from 6 exons. Gene Ontology annotation, molecular function: phosphate transmembrane transporter activity. Gene Ontology annotation, biological process: mitochondrial phosphate ion transmembrane transport. Gene Ontology annotation, cellular component: mitochondrial inner membrane. The record is from RefSeq and is a predicted model, not a curated record.